This is a messenger RNA of Penicillium soppii, 1737 nucleotides long. RefSeq names its product putative MFS transporter. Lineage: Eukaryota; Fungi; Ascomycota; Eurotiomycetes; Eurotiales; Aspergillaceae. The transcript has 4 exons. Gene Ontology annotation, biological process: transmembrane transport. Gene Ontology annotation, molecular function: transmembrane transporter activity. Bases 1 to 1737 code for a protein of 578 amino acids. The record is from RefSeq and is a predicted model, not a curated record. Gene Ontology annotation, cellular component: fungal-type vacuole membrane.
AUGUCCUUGGUACAGCAUGUCUCUGCUAUCGACGGUAUUGAUCGUGAACCAGACGCAGAGGAAGCCGAAGACUUCCUCUCCAUCCGUCGGAAAAUAAGCUACGAUGUCCUACAACCCCCAAAUGAGAGUAUCCCGGUCGCAGAACUGCGCCCAGGAACACCAGCCUACGAGCACUCCCCAACAAAAAGAAUAAUUCAAGUCAUCGUAACCGUUCUCGCGUGCUGGAGCGCGUCAGGAAUCGUGUUCGGCUUCGCGGCUCUGAAACCCGUCCUCGUGGAAGAGGGUGUUUAUCACGAGCGAUGCACCCCCGCAGAGAUCGCCGAAAGCGUGGAAUUAUGUUCGCAGCAGGAUCUCAGACUGAACUUGUUUUUCACAAUCGCGUCUAUCACCGCGAAUGUCUCGGCGCUACCAGUCGGGACAAUUCUCGACCGCUGUGGUUCGCGCGUCUGCUGGCUCAUUGGCGCGUUUUUGCUCGCUGUCGGUGGGGUCAUCAUGUCUUUCGCGUUUCACAUCCCGGAAUUUGACGGGUACAUCCCAGGGAAUUUCUUCCUAGCGCUUGCCGGCACGUUUCUGUUCGUUCCAUCGUUCCAGAUUGCGAAUGCCUUCCCCAAAUAUGCGGGGACGAUUGUUGCUCUUGUGACUGGCGCGUUUGAUGCCUCUGCUGCGGUGUUUCUGUUCUAUCGACUUGUGUACGAGGCAUCCGGGAGGUUGUUCACGCCGGAUAAGUUUUUCCUGGGAUACCUCGUUGUUCCGAUGAUGAUUCUCAUUGCGCUGGGGACUGUGAUGCCGGCGCGCGACUAUGUCUCGACGUUGCAGUUGGAGAAUCGGAUUGAGCGCGCCGAAGACCCGACGUAUGAUGUUCACGACUCGGACGAUGAGAUCGAGAGUCGGUCGGAGUUGACGCGAAUUCGGAAGAAGCGUGCUGAAUUGCGGAGGAAGAAUCUCCGUCAGAUUGAUGCUGUCCUUGGUGAUAAGGAUGAGAGGCAGAUGCGUGCGGAGCGGGAGGAGGAUCGUCAGCAGACGAGUUGGGUCUGGGGUGUUUUGCAUGGAUUGCCUGCUCAUAAGCAGAUGGCUACACCUUGGUUCAUCCUCAUCACAAUGAUGACGGUAUUGCAGAUGAUUCGGAUGAACUAUUUCAUUGCGACGAUUCGGUCGCAGUAUGAAUUCAUGCUUGGGUCUAUCACUGAGGCUGAUAAGAUCGGUGCUUUCUUUGACGUUGCGCUACCGGUCGGGGGUGUUCUCUUCACUCCUGCUAUUGGAUACCUGCUUGAUCGUCUUAGUGUGCCGACGAUGCUAGGAUUGAUUGUGCUGUGUACCACCGUGAUUGGUGUGCUAAAUUCCAUCCCAGCUGUUUGGGCUGGAUACAUGACCGUUGUGCUCUUCGUUCUGCUACGACCACUUUACUACUCGGCUAUGUCGGAUUAUACAACCAAGGUCUUUGGAUUCGCCACGUUUGGUCGCGUCUACGGAGCCAUCAUCUGCCUAUCGGGAAUCGCCAACUUCUCGCAGUACGGUCUGGACGCAUUGACGCACCGCACAUUUGAUGGAAAUCCAAUUCCCAUCAAUGCCGCUUUGGCAGUCGCGGGAUUCAUUGUCGGAAUGCUACUCGUGAUCUUUGUUUUUGUGUCGGUCAGGAAACUCCGCGAGCAGGGUCAGGCAGAUGAUGACGAGCGGGAGAGACUUCUUUUGGAAGAGGACGAAUACGAGGAUGAAUCCGAUGAGGAUACUUAUCGUUAA